Molecule: messenger RNA, 1146 nt
Organism: Fusarium falciforme
Lineage: Eukaryota; Fungi; Ascomycota; Sordariomycetes; Hypocreales; Nectriaceae
Product: Beta-lactamase domain-containing protein
Exons: 1
Coding region: 1-1146 (381 amino acids)
Source: RefSeq, a predicted model, not a curated record
AUGUCGUCCCACAUCUCUGCCUCUGAUCCUCGCAUCGCCAAGGCGCUGCAGACAAUCCUCGACCGUGGAGUGACGGGCGUCUCUUUGACGGCCUACUACCAAGGCAAACCCGUCAUUGAAGGCACUGCAGGAUACGCCAACGUGGAGAAGAACCGCCCAGUUGAUAAAGACACUAUCUUCCCCGUCUUCUCAACAACAAAGGGCAUCACGGCAUUGGCUGUUCACAUCCAAGCCGAGAAGGGGCUGCUCCGUCUCGAUGAUCCAAUCGCCAAGCACUGGCCUGAGUUCGCCGCCAAUGGCAAAGAGGCCAUCACAAUUGAGCAUGCUCUCUCGCACCGCUCGGGGAUCCCUCAGAUGCCGGAGGAUGUGACCCCGGAGCUCAUGGGAGACUGGGAGUGGAUGACAGAACGUAUCGCCAACUACACACCCAUCUUCCCACCAGGAAAAUCCAACGCCUACCACGUGUUGGUAUACGGCUGGAUCCUCGGAGAAAUAGUCCGCAGGACUGAUCCCGAGCACCGUCCGUUCGGCCAGUUUGUCAAGCAAGAGAUCUUUGAGCGGCUAGGCGUCGACAAAGACAUCUUCUACGGCGUGCCAGAUCCUGAACUCGACAGGGUCGCCACCUUGUACGGCAAGAAUCAGGAAAGCAUCGUUGACAAGUACAACCCCUUGCCUGUGUUCCCAGGUCCCAGGCAGCACAACCUCAGAAGCAUGCUGCAGGCCGUGGACCCGGGCGCAGGGGCUGUGAGCAACUCAGCAUCGCUGGCCCGGAUAUUCUCCAUGCUUGCAGAGGGCGGCGAGUUGGAUGGUGUGAGAAUAUUAUCUCCGGAGCGCGUCAAGACCUUUUCAAAGCCACGAGAGGGUGUCCAUGACAUAGAUGAGAUCUUCACGGGCCCGGUGCCUUUCGGAGCCUCUGGGUUCUGGGUCAGACAGGAGGGCAUGUCUGAUCCCCUGGUGGGUGACCACGACAACAUCAUCUACAGCCCAGGAGCAGGAGGAUCCAUCGUAUGGGCUGACCUUCGUGAUAGAUUAUCAGUGGCGAUUGUGAACAACCACAUGGACGCUGGAGUGUCGGUUGAUCCUGAGCCGAUCUGGGCGGUGCUUGCCCGUGCUGUACGUGAGGUUAGUGCAGAUCUGCAAGACUGA